AGUGAUCGUGUGGGUGAGCCCAUCCCAGUUAGAGCUGCGCUACCACCACCGACAGCAGCGGGCUAAUCUUUAGCCAGUGUUGGUAACGUUACUGUAGGAGCACCGCUUGCAGAAACCAUGAUGCUCCGCCUUCGAACAACAUCAUGCAAAAUACUUAAGUGUGGGAUGCUCUUAUGCCUGUGUGUUGUGAUGUUUUCUUUCACGAUCGUAUACAAGAAAACAGAAACGCGGAGCCUAAUCUCCCGAAUACAAGACGCAGUUGAACAAACGCUUAUGCCGCGAGAAGACGACAACAUGUCUCAAGAACAACGGCACACAAUGCUCAGCAAGCGUUGCGACUCCACAAGGUUCUGGAGGCCUAAAAAGACGUUGGACUACAUCAUAAAGCGUCCAUGGUUGCUGCAGAAAUUGAUAUAUGACGACAAACACAAGCUGAUAUACUGCUAUAUUCCAAAGGUUUCUUGCACUCAGUGGAAGAAGAUGUUCGGAAUACUGACGGGAACACUCCCAAACACGUCUCUGGAGGCGAUCGACCAUGAGAAGGCUCACAUGUACUACGUGCACCGUACGCUGUCGCAGCUCUCUGAGCCCGAGAUUCGCCGCCGGCUGGAGACGUACACCUCCUUCAUGUUCGUGCGCCACCCCCUCGAGAGGAUGGUCUCCGGUUACCGAGAUAAACUCGGGCCGAAUUCGACGCACCGGUUCAGGAGGAUACAUGCAGUUGAGAUCAUGGGUCACCCAAAAAGCGACAAGGCUCGCCUAAACAAAUCUGAAACAUUGCGGUCAUCUGGUCAUUCAAAUAACCUGCCAACAAUAACAUUUGACAGAUUCGCCGCUUGGGUCGUAGCGGCGGGUCCCUUCGACUUGAACAAGGGCGAGCCCAUGGAGGGGCCUCAGAACGAGCACUGGCGUCCGAUGACAGACAUGUGUCACCCGUGCACCAUCCCGUACACGGUGCUCGGCAGGACGGCCUCCCUCGCCGAGGACGCCCGGCUCGUGCUGCGGACCGCCAACAUCACCUCGGUCAAGUUCCCCGAGGGGUACCGGUCGGCCACCCCGGGCGUCACGGAGAGCCUGGUGAGCACUGUGCCGUCGGACGGACUGCGGGGCGUGCUGCGACACUACCUGCAGGACCUGUUCCUCUUCGGGUAUCGCCCGCAGGAGGUCUUCCAGAACACAACAGCUCGUGAUGUUGUUCAGACCAUGUAUGAAGAGCUGCUGGCAGAGGCUCAGCAUGAUGUUGGGACUGAGGAUUUGGGAGCAGAAAAAGUGCCUGAUAAGUAACGCAACAAAACGAUUAGAAGCGACACGAUGUAGCGGUAAGGGCGACAGACACGUGGUAGGCUCUUAGGGGUCAAAGAUGUUGUACAACGUGCUUAUGUAGGUAUGUGUGUAUUGGUAUGCCGAAUGACGGUUAGAUGGCCCUAUCUUUUUGUAGUGCAUUUUUAUGAUUCAAGGAUUCAGCAUUCGUCUAUUGGUAACAGGUAACCUUUUCCACUAGAAGGCACAAUUCUAUUCAGAUGAAAAAGGUUGUUCGGCGCCGAGACUUCAGUGUCGCCAAGCGAAAGAUAAUUUAAACUUUGCCCGGCCAGGGGGUGAGGCAGCCCUUACCUAGGUUUUUUUCGCAGUGUAAAAAAAACGGCGACGCGUAGCGCCGCCAAAUUAAGCAUACGCUCUGGAUAUUGUUUUACACAUACGUGGAAGAUUUCAAGUCCCAGUCAUUUCAGGCCAGGUCAUCAGAUUACUCAAAAACUGGUACAAAUUCAGGGUAAAAUUGGAAAAUUUAGCUAGGAAAACGGAAUAAUAGUUUUUGCUAAUAGCGUAAGCACCGUGGCACUUUGCGUCACCAAAUUUCAGGAACUAUUUUGGGCAUUUGAGUCCCAGUAAACUCAGGUCAGGUCACGAAAGGCUAGUGGCUACGUCACUGUCCGCUAACCGCUUCCACAUGAAGGCGCCCCUCUUUCGCACCCCAUUUCUCUCAUAGGCGAUGGCGCCCCCUCGAAGGUUGGCGCCCCCUUGAAGGAUGGCGCCGGUUGCCCCCUAUGAGUUUGUCCGCACCAUUUUUCUUGCGUGGUUACGCUCCUGCACAUGGGUAGGGUAAGAUGGCCAGCUACUUUCACCGACCAACACAGCUGGUAAUAAAUACCCGAGAUAAGCCGCAUUGAUACAGUCGUUCGUUGGUCUAAGUACUUCGAAAAGGCAGUACACGAG
Messenger RNA from Amphibalanus amphitrite, 2211 nucleotides. RefSeq names its product carbohydrate sulfotransferase 11-like. Gene Ontology annotation, cellular component: membrane. Gene Ontology annotation, biological process: carbohydrate biosynthetic process. The transcript has 4 exons. Lineage: Eukaryota; Metazoa; Arthropoda; Thecostraca; Balanomorpha; Balanidae. The coding region runs from base 118 to 1284 and encodes 388 amino acids. The record is from RefSeq and is a predicted model, not a curated record. Gene Ontology annotation, molecular function: sulfotransferase activity.